This is a messenger RNA of Charadrius vociferus (killdeer), 449 nucleotides long. It is a transcript of the gene OTOR, whose product is annotated as otoraplin. NCBI's taxonomy places the organism in Eukaryota, Metazoa, Chordata, Aves, Charadriiformes, Charadriidae. The transcript has 4 exons. Bases 4 to 402 code for a protein of 132 amino acids. Gene Ontology annotation, molecular function: protein binding. The record is from RefSeq and is a predicted model, not a curated record. Gene Ontology annotation, biological process: cartilage condensation.
AAAAUGACACAACGUGUUUGGUUGGUUGUUUUACUUUUGUGUCUCGGAUUAAUGUGUCCUCUUGUAACUGGAAUUUUUAUGGACAAGCUUGCCAGCAAGAAGCUGUGUGCUGAUGAUAACUGUGUCUACACCAUUUCCCUCGCCAGAGCAGAAGAGGAUUAUAAUGCUCCAGACUGCAGAUUCAUUAAUAUCAAAAAAGGAGAGUUGAUUUAUGUUUACUCAAAACUAGUGAAAGAAAACGACUCUGGAGAAUUCUGGGCUGGAAGUGUUUAUGGACGACAGUAUGAAGACCAUAUGGGGACAGUUGGUUAUUUCCCUAGCAGUUUAGUCUCAGAACAACACGUCUAUCAAGAAGCAAAUAAGACUCUUCCUACAACGGACAUUGAUUUCUUCUGUGAAUAGUGCUGAAAGUGGUCAGGUAAUCUCUCGGCUGCUACCAGGGAAAGCUG